Penicillium atrosanguineum is the source of this 318-nucleotide messenger RNA. Its product is annotated as LysM peptidoglycan-binding domain-containing protein. The record is from RefSeq and is a predicted model, not a curated record. The transcript is spliced from 2 exons. The coding region runs from base 1 to 318 and encodes 105 amino acids. Lineage: Eukaryota; Fungi; Ascomycota; Eurotiomycetes; Eurotiales; Aspergillaceae.
AUGGUGUUCGUCCCUUGCAAGCAAGCCGCGGUUUUGAUGUUUGGGGUGGCUUCUUUGGCCCUAUCCGCCGCCAUCAACCAUGAUGCUGUCCAAAAUCGGGAUGGGAAGGUCGCUGAGCCGGUACAAUUUUCUCCCGACUGUAGCCUCUUCUACCGAAUCCAAAUCGGUGAUACGUGUUGGGACAUUAUAACUCGCAACGAAAAUACCUUUACCAUCAAGCAACUCAUGUGCUGGAACCCCGAUAUCAACCCCAACUGCUCGAACUUGAUCCCCGGUCGGGAUAUCUGCGUUGGGGUUAUCAAUCCUUUGUAUUGUUAA